This is a messenger RNA of Folsomia candida, 1775 nucleotides long. RefSeq lists its product as uncharacterized. The coding region runs from base 346 to 1062 and encodes 238 amino acids. The record is from RefSeq and is a predicted model, not a curated record. NCBI's taxonomy places the organism in Eukaryota, Metazoa, Arthropoda, Collembola, Entomobryomorpha, Isotomidae. The transcript has 2 exons.
AUGGACACACACAAAUUGAAUAUGUACAUACAUAUGUACAUAUUCCAACCUUUUUAAGCUCAUUAAAAUAGAUUUCUUAGCAAAUUGUUGAUAUGUACAUACAUAUUUCAUAAACCUACUUACCAUUAAAAUUCGACGUGUUUAGAUAAUAUUUCCAAUAUUUCCUGGAAUUGAGUACCUGGAAGGUGUUUGUAGUCCACAUGGAUGUUUAGGAAGGUAGUCCAUCAGAUUUUUAUGUUUAACCCUUCCACUCUAUUUUAGUGACUACAUAAUUAGAAAACUAUUUUCGACUCAUGAAUACGUUAAAAUGUUAACACGUGCAUACAAUAUAUCAAUCAAGAAGCAAUGAAUCCCUUCGUCCAGUUCACUUCUACUCCUUCCAUUGCAAGUACAUUGAUACAUACGUGCAAAAGUCCUCUAAAUUUCACUGGACAACUAAAAAUUAACCGUCUUACCAUGCAAAUUUUCAACAAAUACGGCCUCUUAAAUUUCUUAGGGUAUUGCAACUUGGUGCUAGGAUGUCGAAUUGUUGCAUCCGGCUUGGAGUCAACUUUUCAAUCUUUUAAAUACGCAAUGAGUAACAGCUCACCAGGAGAAUUAAAUCAUAUAUUCAAUAAAUAUAUAGCUACCUUAUUUGUACACUUUAUACUAUUAAUCGGUCUCUCAUUUUCGGGAUUCUUCGCCAUUUUCGCACCCCUCGUCAACGGUCGGGCUUGGGGAAUCAGAUUUGCCAAAGUUGCAAAAUUUUUCGCCGAUUUAGCCUUCUGGCUUGUUAUCUUGGCUGUAUUAAGCAACUUGCGUUUGAUAGAUUGGAAUGAGGUACUUUCUGGGAGAUGGGAAUUGGCUGAGGAGGCCCUUAGAGGUUGGGGAAGGAUUUAUGUGUCCCUGGGAACGUAUUUUUACUGUGCAGUCGGUCAAAUGUAUUUCGUUGAUAAGUGCGAUGAAUUCAUUAACCAGUUAAAAAAGAAGCAGGCUGAAGAAAAAAAGGGGUCGGAGAAAAAUAAUUGUUUACUCGAGAAUUGGAAAAAUGUAGAGUUAGAUUUUGUAUCGUGCAAGAAAUAGGUUAAAUACGUUUUAAUUUAUAAGUCGAUUAAACACUAAAUACUUGGAAAAUGAUGCGUAUUUUGUAAAAAAUGCGCAAUAUUUAUGUAGAUCAGUAAGAAAUUUCUGAAUGGUCUUGAAAUAAUAAGCACUAUGAGUUUUCGUUUUAAAUAUUUAACAAGGUUUAUCAUCGAAUCUUAUAAAGUUUGACAAAAUUGUUGAUGUUAAGUAGCUAAGUAAAUGCAUAUUUAUGUAUUUAAUAGUAAUAAAUAUGCUUAUGUAGGAUCUUGUCUGUACUGUAUUAAACUUAUGACUUUCACCUAAUAAAUUUACAUGUUAAAUCAAGCAGCGGGUCAUGAGUAUUCUGAUGGAUACUACAUAUUUCUAUGCACAUUGAAAGCACAAUUUUAUUUUUUUAUAAUUUGGCUAAAGUGCAAUAUAAUAUUCUAUUUAGGAACGUGUAGUACAGAGGGGUGGGACAGAAGAGGGAGCCACUUUGCCUAAAUUUAUUCCGGCCUUAUUAUUCGUUUGUGAAGUUUGGUAAUUGGUUCAGUGUGAAGCCCUUUAGUUUGUCCAACGAGCCUCAGUCGCUUUUUCCAACCAGUCAUGACCUUUGACACAAUUUUCAGAGUGAUUCUGCAUCACUCGUCCUGAACACUUUUCCAAAGUGCAUCAAAACGCACGCGUUUUCCUUUCAAGAAGGCUCUGUUUUAAGUACUCGAAUCCAAAAAAAA